AUGGAGGUGGUCCUGCUCCAUGGGCUGCUGCUCCUGCCCUUGGCAGGGCUGCUGCUGUACAGGUACAACACCACCUUCCACUACUUCUGCAAGGUGGCCUUUUUCCACUGCUGGCUCGUGGCCAUGGCCACCAUCCUGUCCCCCUUCGCGGCUCUUCGGGGACGCUCCGUGGAGAACAUGAAGCUCCUGCGCGCCGCGAUCCUGCCCCUCAAACGCUUCUGUGGCAUCAAGCUGCAGGUGAGGGGCACAGAGCACCUCAACAUCGAGGAGCCCUAUGUGAUAGUUUGCAACCACCAAGCUUCCCUUGACCUCGUGGGCAUGGCAGAGGUCAUUCCUGAGCGCUGCGUGCCCAUUGCCAAGAAGGAGCUGCUGUACAUGGGCACUGUGGGCUGGGCCUGUUGGCUCAGUGGCAUCAUCUUCAUCGACCGCCACAGACGAGACGCUGCCAUUGAUGUCAUCUCCCAGACAGCCCGGACCAUGUGGCGUGAAAACCUCCGAGUGUGGGUUUUCCCCGAAGGCACCAGGAACCAGAACAAAUCCAUGCUGCCCUUCAAGCGUGGGGCUUUCCACCUGGCUGUGCAGGCUCAGGUUCCCAUCUUCCCCAUUGUAAUCUCCCCGUACUGGGACUUCUUCAGCUCCAAGGAGAAGAGGUUCACCUCUGGCACAUGCACCAUCCGAAUCCUGCCCAAGGUGGAAACACGGGGCCUGAGCCCCGAGGAUGUCCCCGAGCUGACCGAGGCUGUGCGCGGGGCCAUGGCCGAUGCCCUGGCUCAGAUGUCUGGGAACCCCCAGGGCGGGGGCACGGGCAGCCCCCAGGGCCAGGAGGACCCAACUGGGACCACUUAUUAG
Manacus vitellinus (golden-collared manakin) is the source of this 849-nucleotide messenger RNA. RefSeq names its product 1-acyl-sn-glycerol-3-phosphate acyltransferase alpha-like. The transcript is spliced from 6 exons. Gene Ontology annotation, biological process: phosphatidic acid biosynthetic process. Gene Ontology annotation, cellular component: membrane; endoplasmic reticulum. NCBI's taxonomy places the organism in Eukaryota, Metazoa, Chordata, Aves, Passeriformes, Pipridae. Gene Ontology annotation, molecular function: 1-acylglycerol-3-phosphate O-acyltransferase activity. The coding region runs from base 1 to 849 and encodes 282 amino acids. The record is from RefSeq and is a predicted model, not a curated record.